Fraxinus pennsylvanica is the source of this 687-nucleotide messenger RNA. Lineage: Eukaryota; Viridiplantae; Streptophyta; Magnoliopsida; Lamiales; Oleaceae. The record is from the annotation of a GenBank genome assembly.
AUGGCUGCCAAGGAUAAGGUUAACGGGAUCAAGGGAGGAAAUGGAAAAGUUCAUGGGGUGGUUAAAGAGGUGCACUACAGAGGUGUGAGGAAGAGACCAUGGGGCCGCUACGCCGCCGAAAUCCGCGACCCGGGUAAAAGAAGUCGGGUUUGGUUGGGUACGUUCGACACGGCGGAAGAGGCGGCGCGGGCAUAUGACGCCGCCGCAAGGGAUUUUCGUGGGCCUAAGGCGAAAACCAAUUUUCCCUUGCCCUCUGAGGACCAUAGUCCCAGCCACAGCAGCACCGUGGAGUCGUCGAGUGCUGAUAACAAACAGCACGCGCCGAUCGAGCUGGAUCUCACUCGCCGUCUUGGCGCCGCCGCCGCCGCGGAGGUAGACGAAAUCGGUGCUGGUGGUGUUGGAGGCCUUGUUCAUGUUAAUGGGUAUCAGAUUUUACAACAUCGGCCGACCAUAGCGGUGAUGCCAAAUGGACAGCAAGUUUUUUUCUUCGAGCAAUUGAUGCCCGCGAUGGUAGACCACCGUGCCGGAUCCCGCCGGCUGAACAAGGCAGCAGUUGAUUAUCGUAGCGGCGGCGGCGUACAGAGUGAUUCGGAUUCUUCCUCUGUUUUCGAUGGAACUGACACAAUUACGAAGAGGGGGCUUGAUCUUGAUCUUAAUCUUAAUCUGUCGCCUUUAAUGGAUUAUUGA